GGGGCUUCCGCGAGCAGCGGCGGCUGCCAGGCUGGGUCCGAGCAUCCCGCGGCUCCGGACCCCCGGCCCGGACAUGGCGGCCGUCCCGGCCUCCCCGCGAGGCGCGCUGCUGCUUCUUCUGGCCGUGGCGGGGGUCGCGGAGGUGGCAGGGGGCCUGGCCCCUGGCAGUGCGGGUGCACUGUGUUGUAAUCAUUCAAAGGAUAACCAAAUGUGCCAUGAUGUAUGUGAACAGCAUUCAUGGAUUUCACAGUCUUGACUAUUUGCAGAUAUUCUCCUCAAAAAGUGAAUCCCGACUAAAGCAUCUGUUACAGCGAGCCCCAGAUUAUUGCCCUGAAACAAUGGUUGAAAUUUGGAGUUGUAUGAAUUCAUCUUUGCCAGGUGUGUUUAAGAAGUCUGAUGGCUGGGUUGGCUUAGGCUGCUGUGAACUGGCUAUUACCUUGGAGUGUCGACAGGCAUGCAAGCAGGCAUCUUCAAAAAAUGAUAUCUCCAGAGUUUGCAGAAAAGAAUAUGAGCCUGUCCUCCAUUAUUUUAGUGUGCUUCCUUCUCUUGUCUGGAUUUCUGCAUUGCCCUAGGAAGUCUGCCAGUAUGUGUUGAUGAAGGACGGGACAGGAAAGAAUGCUCUUUUCAGUUGCAUUAGCAGAAAUGAAAUGGGCUCAGUUUGUUGCAGUUAUGCAGGCCAUCACACAAACUGCCGAGAAUACUGUCAAGCCAUCUUUCGAACAGACUCUUCUCCUGGUCCAUCUCAGAUCAAAGCAGUGGAAAAUUAUUGUGCCUCUAUUAGUCCACAAUUAAUACACUGUGUGAACAAUUAUACCCAAUCUUAUCCAAUGAGGAACCCAACAGAUAGUUUAUAUUGCUGUGACAGAGCUGAAGACCAUGCUUGCCAAAAUGCCUGCAAGAGAAUUCUGAUGUCUAAGAAAACAGAAAUGGAGAUUGUUGAUGGCCUCAUCGAGGGUUGUAAGACCCAGCCUUUGCCUCAGGAUCCUCUUUGGCAGUGUUUUCUUGAAAGCUCACAGUCUGUUCACCCUGGCGUCACUCUACACCCUCCUCCCUCUACGGGCCUUGAUGGAGCUAAAUUGCAUUGUUGUUCUAAAGCAAACACUUCAACAUGUAGAGAACUGUGCACUAAACUUUACAGCAUGAGCUGGGGCAAUACACAGAGUUGGCAAGAGUUUGAUCGUUUUUGUGAAUAUAAUCCAGUGGAAGUGUCCAUGUUGACCUGUUUAGCAGAUGUUCGGGAACCUUGCCAAUUGGGCUGUAGAAAUCUUACUUACUGUACUAAUUUUAACAACAGGCCAACAGAACUUUUCAGGAGUUGUAAUGCUCAGUCAGAUCAAGGAGCCAUGAAUGACAUGAAGCUGUGGGAGAAAGGAAGCAUAAAGAUGCCAUUUAUAAACAUACCUGUUCUUGACAUUAAGAAGUGCCAGCCAGAAAUGUGGAAAGCGGUAGCUUGUUCACUGCAGAUUAAACCUUGUCAUAGUAAAUCCCGGGGAAGUAUUAUUUGCAAAUCAGAUUGUGUGGAGAUUCUCAAGAAAUGUGGGGACCAGCACAAAUUCCCUGAAGACCACACAGCUGAAAGUAUUUGUGAGCUUCUGUCACCUACAGAUGACCUAGAGAAUUGUAUACCUUUGGAUACAUACCUAAGGCCAAGUACUUUGGGUAACAUUGUAGAAGAAGUCACUCAUCCCUGUAACCCAAAUCCUUGCCCUGCUAAUGAGCUCUGUGAGGUAAACCGGAAGGGGUGUCCGUCUGGAGAUCCCUGCCUUCCAUUCUCUUGUGUGCAAGGUUGCAAAUUGGGAGAAGCCUCUGAUUUCAUCGUCCGUCAAGGGACACUAAUCCAGGUGCCAUCAUCUGCUGGGGAAGUUGGUUGUUACAAAAUUUGCUCAUGUGGACAAAGUGGACUCUUGGAAAACUGUAUGGAGAUGCACUGUAUAGAUCUUCAGAAGUCCUGCAUUGUUGGAGGAAAAAGAAAAAGUCACGGGACAUCCUUUAAUAUUGACUGCAAUAUCUGUUCUUGUUUUGCUGGCAAUUUGGUGUGUUCUACCCGCCUGUGCCUCAGUGAGCACAGUUCAGAAGAUGACCGUCGCACCUUCACAGGUCUGCCCUGUAACUGUGCAGAUCAGUUUGUCCCCGUGUGUGGGCAGAAUGGACGCACUUACCCCAGUGCCUGCCUUGCUCGCUGUGUGGGCCUCCAAGACCAUCAGUUUGAGUUUGGAUCAUGCAUCUCAAAGGAUCCAUGCAAUCCUAAUCCCUGCCCAAAAAACCAAAGAUGCAUACCCAAACCACAAGUCUGCCUGACAACUUUUGAUAAAUUUGGAUGUAGCCAAUAUGAGUGUUUGCCAAGACAGCUCACCUGUGACCAGGUUCGCGAUCCUGUUUGUGACACAAACCACAUGGAACACGGCAAUCUCUGCACUUUGUACCAGAGGGGGCAAAGCCUCUUAUACAAAGGCCCUUGCCAGCCUUUCUGCAGAGCCACAGAGCCCAUCUGUGGGCACAAUGGGGAGACGUACAGUAGUGUGUGUGCUGCUUACUCAGAUCGCGUAGCAGUUGAUUACCACGGGCCCUGCCAGGCUGUGGGGGCCCUCUCAGAGUACAGUUCUGUCACUGAGUGUGCUGCAGUAAAGUGUCCUUCGCUCUCUGCGACUGAGUGCAAACCGAUCAUCCCGCCAGGUGCUUGUUGCCCAUUAUGUGCUGGAAUGUUAAGAGUUUUAUUUGACAAAGAAAAACUGGAUACUAUUGCAAAGGUAACAAACAAAAAGCCAAUAACAGUUCUGGAAAUACUUCAGAAAAUCCGCAUGCAUGUAUCUGUCCCGCAGUGUGACGUAUUUGGAUACUUCAGCAUUGAAUCCGAAAUUGUAAUCCUGAUCAUUCCUGUUGAUCAUUAUCCAAAAGCUUUGCAGAUUGAGGCCUGCAAUAAAGAAGCAGAGAAGAUCGAAUCCCUCAUCAACUCCGACAGCCCCACGCUGGCGUCCCACGUCCCUCUGUCUGCCCUCAUCAUUUCCCAGGUACAGGUCUCGAGCAGUGUGCCAUCAGCCGGCAUCGAGGCCAGAGCCCCCUGCCCCUCCUGCCUCGUCCUCCUCAGCCUGGGCCCUGCCUUGCACAUGGUCUGGACACAUAACUGACCGCCCGUGAGAAGUGCAAAAUGUUGUGAAAGACAUGCAGGACCCCUGGUUUGUAGUUGAAUAGUGGCCAAGGAGAAGCACUUGUCACCUCUGUUCACCACACAGUAUUUUUUUUAAUCUGCCAAUAUUAGGGUUUUUGUUUUGUUCUUACAAAUGUUAAAAUAUGUUCUUCCAAAUACUAAUGAAAAGAGGACGUCUCCUUUUGGUGGAUCACUGCCUUACAGUUUAUACUUUGCUUAUUAGAUGGGUUCCCCCCCACACUGUAAAACAAAUUUGAUAUCAUUGGUAAGUGGGAUGAUCACUUUUUAGAAAGGAACUCACUUUACUAUAAGCUUCAUACCCAGAAAUUUCAUUUCAGAGUUCCUUUAAGUAUUAAGGUGCCCCUAGUGUGUGUGUGUUUGUUUACAGAUAAUUACCUACUCUGUCUAGAAGCUAGGGGUCACCGUGAAGAGCCUGCUAUUAGAGUGUGAAAUAAAGAUAAUGCAUCUUUGAAAUUAUCAUAUAAAUCAUCAGGCAAAUUUAAUUUACAGAAAUUUAAUUCAAGAACCCAUCUAUUGUGUUCAGCAAAGCCAGCUAAGGAAAUGGCAUUUACGAGAUACAUUGUAAGCAAUAGGCUCAGUGGUUACUAAUGUGUGUAUGACUUUUGCGAAGGAGAGAAGUUAUAUCACAUCAAAACAUAUUGCAUUAUGCAUUUUUAUAUUAACCAGAUGUAUAUUCUUCGGUAUUCAUCCGAGUUAAACUUAGAGUUUCUAAAUAUCAAUCUUUAAACCAAUUGCUGCUACUUAUAUACUUGCCAAAAAGUGAAAUAAUUAGUAGUUCAUGUAAAUAAUACAUGAUAUUUCUAUUUUAUUAUGAAGAAGGUAAAUAGCCAUAUUUGUAAAAUGACAAUCAUGUGUGUUAACCCAGUACUUUCCGUUCAUGAAGACACAUUGCUUUUUGUGAUAUGCACAGUGUGGGUAAGUGUUCUGUCUGACUUUCUUUUUUGAUAUAGAAUUAUAAAGAAUUGUGGUUUAUAUAUUUAAAAAUGUCAAUCUAAGUAUUAAAGUGUUUGCAUGUUGUCUAAGCAAUUGAAUACUUUGAAUGUGUUUCACAGUUUGAAAUAAGCUAUUCAAUGUAAUGCUUCUUGUUUGUAUGCACCUAAACUUAGAUGUUACAUGAAGUACUUUUUUCAGUAUUAUAUGUACCCUUUGAAAUAUAUAGGGAUAUGCUCAUUAUACCAAAAUAUUGUUUAAAAGUGGGCACUUAAAGCUUUCAGAAUAUCUCAGUGCUGAUGUAGCAUGUUUGUUGCAAUUGCUUUUUCUAUAUAAAUGUCUUCAAUGCAAUAUACUGGAAAGCUUUUCUAUUUUAAUAAAAAUAAUUUUAUAUGAU
Odobenus rosmarus divergens (Pacific walrus) is the source of this 4493-nucleotide messenger RNA. RefSeq names its product reversion-inducing-cysteine-rich protein with kazal motifs (gene RECK). Gene Ontology annotation, biological process: blood vessel maturation; sprouting angiogenesis; extracellular matrix organization. The record is from RefSeq and is a predicted model, not a curated record. Gene Ontology annotation, cellular component: plasma membrane. The transcript has 23 exons. Bases 594 to 3125 code for a protein of 843 amino acids. NCBI's taxonomy places the organism in Eukaryota, Metazoa, Chordata, Mammalia, Carnivora, Odobenidae. Gene Ontology annotation, molecular function: protein binding; metalloendopeptidase inhibitor activity.